Rotaria socialis is the source of this 2628-nucleotide messenger RNA. The record is from the annotation of a GenBank genome assembly. Lineage: Eukaryota; Metazoa; Rotifera; Eurotatoria; Philodinida; Philodinidae.
AUGUCAUAUAAUGCUAAAACAUCUGCUACGGCAGCACCCCCACGAACUUCACAAUACGUGGGACCAUACAUUUUACAAAAAACACUAGGCAAAGGUCAAACAGGUCUUGUCAAAUUGGGUGUUCAUUAUGUCACAGGAGAAAAGGUUGCUAUUAAGAUAGUUAAUCGUGAAGCAUUGUCAGAAUCAGUUUUAUUAAAAGUUGAAAGAGAAAUUGCAAUUAUGAAAUUAAUUGAACAUCCACAUGUAUUACGUUUAUAUGAUGUCUAUGAAAGUCGAAAAUAUCUGUAUCUUAUUCUUGAACAUGUUGCUGGUGGUGAACUAUUUGAUUAUCUUGUUAAGAAAAGUCGUUUGACACCGAAAGAAGCAAGAAAAUUUUUUCGACAAAUUAUGUCAGCCCUUGAUUUUUGUCACAGUCAUAUGGUUUGCCAUCGUGAUCUGAAGCCCGAAAAUUUACUACUUGACGAUAAAAUGAAUAUUCGUGUUGCUGAUUUUGGUAUGGCAUCAUUACAAGUCGAGGGUGCUUUUCUUGAAACAAGUUGUGGUUCACCACAUUAUGCCUGUCCGGAAGUUAUCAAGGGUGAAAAAUAUGAUGGACGAAAAGCUGAUGUUUGGUCAUGUGGAGUUAUUCUCUAUGCAUUACUUGUGGGCGCAUUACCUUUUGAUGAUGAUAAUCUACGUCAAUUGCUUGAAAAAGUCAAAAAAGGUAUUUUUCAUAUUCCACAUUUUGUACCGGCUGAUUGUCAACAAUUAUUACGUGGAAUGAUUGAAACUGAUCCACACAAACGAUUAACGUUAGAAGAGGUCAGCCGACAUUCAUGGGUGACGCAGUACGUAAAAGGCGAACAUACGCCAUUAUUAUCGUCUAGAAAUCGUAUAUUGAUGUCGUCUGUGCCUUCGAGUGUUGUUUUAAAACGAAAAAAUGUUAAUACAAAUGAUCAUCGUUCAUGUUCAUCAUCUGUAGGGUUGAAAACAGACCUUGAACUUGAAUUACCGAUGGUACAAGUUAUACAAACAACAAUCAUUCCGAACGAAGAGGAUGUUGAUGCUGAUGUAUUUGCAGCAAUGGCAUCACUUGGUUGCUUUAAAGAUCGACAACGUUUAAUUGAAGCAUUAUUAAAUGCAAAACAUAAUACAGAAAAAGUCAUAUAUUUUCUUUUACUGGAUCGCAAAUUACGACAACCCACUCAAGAUGAUCCAGAAGAAACAAAACAACGAAGUCGUUCUGGUUCACCGGAUGCUCCACAAAAACGUGUUGAUCGUCAACGUUCAAGUGGUUCAGCUGUUGUACAAACUCCUAAUUCAAAUGCAUAUCGAUCCGGUAUAGUUGCCCAAUUAACUGACGGUUCACCGUUAGUAUCACGACGGCAACUCUAUUCAAAUAUCAAUAAUAAAACUAUUUCGGCUAAUAAUACACCAUCGAUAAGUCCAUCAUCAUCACCACCGAUCACUAAAAGAGAUGUAUUUGCUAAAAUAACUGCAUUUACAAGUGUUAAAAGUCCGCUCGAAAGUCCAAUAACAUCUGUUCAAACUCCACCAUUGAUAAAUCGCCAUCAUCGUAAUGCAUCGACUAUUUCACAAAAUGAUACGGUUCUAACAACACAACCAUCAACACAAUCAAUAGCAUGUAAUAGUAUGAGUGAUCAAUCGUAUAAAGAUUCCAAUGUAAUUAAUAAUGGUGCAAUAACCUACAAUUCACCUCGACGAAAUCAACCACCAACAACCUCAGCAUCGACAUCAACAACACAAGAAUCUAUAAGUAUUGAACCAUCGCCAUCGAUUCUAUCAACUACCAGCGUUAAUGCAAAUAUUCCCGCAUCGUCAAGUAAUAAUCAAUGGAGACAUAAAUUAACUAAUUUAAAACAAAGUUUUCAAAACGUUGGUACACCAAGAUUUCAUCGACGUCCGAAAAUUUUAUUGGCUGAAAGUGAUAGUUCAACAUCAUCGAACUCACCAUCACAAUAUGGUACCACACCAGAAGCAACUAAGAAAUCAUUAUUUCAUCAUAUUAUUGAUGCUAUGCAAGAAGAUCAUCAUAUGAUUGUUGUUAAAGAUCGACCAUUAUCAGCGAUUAAAACAGAUCUUAUUCACGCAUUUUUAUCUACACCCGAUCUCGUACAUAAUGUUUUGUCGAGUACACAAUAUCGAUGUGAAUAUCGUCGAGCUGAUCGUUCAUCAAUGUUUCAACGAAAUAUACGUUUUCAUGUUGAAAUUUGUACAGUUAAAUCUAUUGAUUCAUCAUCGCCUGAUACUUACUAUGUUACAUUUACUCUUAUAACUGGGCAAUCACGACGUUUUAAGAAAUUGUGCGAAGAAAUACAAACACUUUUUCUUGCAAGUAAAGAUCGUUUAACUAAGCAACGUCGACAAGUUAAUGAAAAUCGUCCUGUUAAUACCAACAACGUUUUAACAACAAAUCGCACGAAUGCAUCAUUCAUUUCAUCAUUAUUUACUAAUACAAAUUCUGCAUAUAUUAAACAAAACGUUUGUCAACAAUCCUCAUCUUCGUCUACAUCAUCGCCUUCAUCAACAUCGAAUAUAUCUUUUAAUAAUACUCCAUUGCCUAUUUCUGAUGAUUCUUCAGCUAUUGAAUCAAUACGUUUAAAGCUUGCUCAUCGUCUUGCAAUCUAG